Messenger RNA from Corticium candelabrum, 1006 nucleotides. Its product is annotated as deoxyribonuclease TATDN1-like. Lineage: Eukaryota; Metazoa; Porifera; Homoscleromorpha; Homosclerophorida; Plakinidae. Gene Ontology annotation, molecular function: 3'-5'-DNA exonuclease activity. Gene Ontology annotation, cellular component: cytosol. Bases 1 to 966 code for a protein of 321 amino acids. The record is from RefSeq and is a predicted model, not a curated record. The transcript has 12 exons.
AUGAAACCGCGGCUGCGCAAAAAAAAACCACGCCCACGCGUCAUUAGAAUUUUUGCCGACAGAAUGGCUGGUCGGAUGCGCUUUAUAGAUAUUGGAGCCAAUCUGACCGAUCCUGUUUUCAGAGGCUUAUACAGAGGGAAACAAGCACAUUCAGAUGACUUUCAGAAUGUCUUGAAACGAGCAUAUGACUAUGGAGUAGAAAAGAUAUUUGUUACUGGUGGCAGCUUACCAGACUCCAGGAGAGCUGUUGAAUUAACCAGACUCCAUGAAUCACUUUACUGCACAGUUGGGUGCCAUCCAACACGAUGCCAGGAAUUCGAGAAGCACCCAAGUGGAGAGGGUGAUUACUUCGACAGUCUUCUUUCACUAGCUAAGGAAAACACGAGCAAAGUGGUCGCAAUAGGAGAGUGCGGUCUAGACUACGAUCGGUUACAAUUCUGCCCCAAAGAAAUCCAACUCAAGUACUUUGAGCAGCAAUUCAGUCUCGUUGAAGCAACUGGGUUGCCCAUGUUCUUUCAUUGCCGUAAUGCACAUCAUGACUUUAUGGAUAUUAUUAGGAGAAAUUGGCCCAAAAUGAAGGGAGGCGUGGUUCAUUCUUUUGAUGGGUCAAUAGAUGAGGCAAAGGCAUUUGUGGACAUGGGGCUAUAUAUAGGAAUAAACGGAUGUUCUUUGAAAACAGAGGAGAACCUAGCUGCUGCGGCCAGCAUACCAAGCGGUCGACUCAUGAUGGAAACGGAUGCUCCGUGGUGUGAAAUGAGAGCAACACAUGCCUCAUUUCAGCAUAUCAAGACUCGCUUUGAAUGCAAGAAAAAAGAGAAGUGGGACCCACAGUGCUUUGUCAAGAGCAGAAACGAACCAGCAGCCGUUAUACAAGUGUUAGAGGUGUUGGCGGCUAUUCGAGGAGAAGAAGCGGCUCAGCUAGCGAGACAGAUACACGAGAACACACAGCGACUUUUCAAACUCUAGAACCAGACAGAGUCUUGCCUAAUGACAGACAAUGAUUCAU